Molecule: messenger RNA, 1824 nt
Organism: Recurvomyces mirabilis
Lineage: Eukaryota; Fungi; Ascomycota; Dothideomycetes; Mycosphaerellales; Teratosphaeriaceae
Exons: 1
Coding region: 1-1824 (607 amino acids)
Biological process (GO): iron ion transport; intracellular iron ion homeostasis; copper ion import
Cellular component (GO): plasma membrane
Molecular function (GO): ferric-chelate reductase activity
Source: RefSeq, a predicted model, not a curated record
AUGAGUCUCCUCUUUAGUGAGGGGCAGAGGCUGAGUAUGAUGAUCGCAGAGGCUAGCGGACCUUCUAAUGAUCAUACACGACAAUUGAUCGAAGGGAUCGUCUACUCACGAUGGCUGAUCAAGGCCUACCACGCGGUACCUGUCGGCAUCUUGCUGAUAUUCACAACGUAUCAUUGGAUAUCAAAAUUGCGACGACGGCGAGUCACGAAUCGACUAAAUAAUGCUCAUGACACUGGUGGCACGACAUCAAGCUCCUCGAGCAGCACCUUAGGUGGCAAUGCCACACCUCCUGGGCGAGGAAAGACUGGCCAUACCAUAAACGAGCGGACUCUACUGUCACCACGACAAAGUAGAAGUGAGGCCACCAGCUCGUGGACAAGAAUGCAGCGCAAGUUCCGCGCAGUAGGAAUGUAUCAACCGCCCAGGAUCCCGAUCAUUCACAAAACCCUCCCGUCAAACGCCACAACCCUCCUCAUCCUCCUGUUCCUAGGCCUCAACAUCUUCUAUGCAACCUACGACAUCAAAUUCAACAUCCCUCUCGCCUUCGUCCCCGCAGACAGAGCUGGCCUCUUAUUCGUAGCCAAUCUGCCCUGGCUUUACCUACUAGGCGCCAAGAACCAGCCCAUUCGACUGUUGACAGGCUACUCCUACGAGAAUAUCAAUAUCCUGCACCGACGCCUAGGCGAAUGGCUAUGCCUACUGGCGGUCUUCCAUACCGCAGGGAUGUUCACGGCAUGGUAUUUCUUCUUUCGACCUGAUGGAUUGACAUUGUACUGGUUCUUGACUCGGAGACUCGUCAUGAUCGGUAUCGGAGCAUUCCUGUGUUACGAGCUCUUAUUCCUGACAUCUCUCGCUAGCUUCAGGGCGUGGUGGUACGAAAUCUUCCUUGGCUCGCAUGUGGUGCUACAGGCCGGUGCUUUGAUCUUGAUUUUCUUCCAUUUCCACACAGCUCGGGUCUAUGUUGGGAUCUCGUCGGCUAUCUUUCUUGUCGACAGACUUAUCUACCGCAUCAUCAUCAAAUCGACGAGCUUCAAGGCUGAUCUUACUCCCAUGGAAGAUGGCGAGACUGUCCUAGUCUCUGCCGGCUGGCCGCUAUUCAACAGCUGGUCAAGCUUCCUGGGAGACGCCUUCGGCAAAAAUACGAGACAAGGCUGGGAAACGACCGAGCACGUCUUCCUUACAGUUCCUGCGUUGUCAAGAAAGCACAUCAUACAAGCUCAUCCCUUCACUAUCGCCUCUGCCGCGCCAAAGGACAGUGAACACGCCUGGUUCAAUCUCAUUAUCCGGGCACACGAUGGCUUCACACGAGAUCUGGUCGAGUAUGCUCGGGGGCAUUCCGCUGUCAACAUACGGCUGGAUGGACCAUAUGGGUCACUGCAUGCCCUAGAGAUGUUGCGUGAAAGCAACAUUUCAUUACUUGUGGUGGGCGGGUCGGGCAUUGCAGUGGCUUACCCUCUCAUCUGGGCAUUACUGCACGAAGGCGAUGCUGAGCAAAAGGCGAGCCGGAAGGUCGGACUGGUCUGGAUUGUUCAUGAAGCAUCACACGUCGACUGGAUCGGCCACGAACGCCUGAAGGAGCUGCAGGAGAAGGGAUUAGACUUGUGUCUCCCAGCGCCUACAUCCAAAGCUGGUCGUCUGGACAUCAGUACCUUGGUCGAGGACAUGACUUCCAAAAUGCAGGAAAGCGUCUUGUUGGGUAGCCAGAGGGUUGGUGUCGUUGUCUCUGGACCGGACUCAAUGAAUAGAGCAACGAGGAACGUAUGUGCGAGCAUGGCAUGGCAAGGCCUUGACAUAAAUGUAUCCGUUGAGAAGUAUGGGUGGUAG